CUUGAUAUUUUUGACUAAGCUAAGGAAGAUACGACAGUCAUGUAAUAUAAGUUGUCGGGAACACGCACACAGAAAGCGAACAAAGAAACGCUGUGGGACACAAAAGUCAAGUUUUGUACACAGGAAGUUGUCAUUUACGUCUCCUUCAAUCUGCUGAAGCUCAGGAGAGUUCAGCACUUUCUUCGACAACUUUUCAGUUAAGCCUAUUAAGGUCUGUAUCUGCAUGUAAAAACUGAAAAAGGACAAAACCAAAAACAGGACACCGAUUCGAUUGUUUACCCCACCCCCUCAAAUCUAAAAACCAAACCAUCGUACAACGAACCCUCACUGUGACAAACAACUCCAACGGCGUAUACUUGUUAUACGAGGAAAAGCUUUAAAUCCGGAUACGUGUGUUUGUACGUGACCUAACUAAAGUUUCCUGUCAUCAACCCAGAGCACGGAUACUUGCGGUACGGUGUUUGACGGAACGUGCACAACAGUAACCCUGUGAAACAGGAUGACCCCACGCCUCCAUGAUCUUGACAACGACAACCUUCCAUCGAAUCAAGGGCUCAUGUUCCCCCAUGGAGUUACUGAGGGAGACACAUUUCUUCCACCAAACGACGAUGGGAGUUCCGGCAGGGUUCCGAUAUCUAUUCUCUUCCCGUUCUUCGAUCACAACCACGACUCCCUCUUUGUGAAUACGAAUGGCGCACUUUCCUUCCUCAUCGAAGUGUCAUCCUUCACACCGACACCGUUUCCUCUUGACGGAGAUAGGCGAGUUGUGGCGCCAUUCUGGGGUGACGUAGAUAUAACACACGGAGGCAAUGUAACCUAUCGCGAACUUAUCCGUGUUCCAGAAAACGACCAGCUCUUCGCAGAAGUGGACAGUAUUGUCAGAAAAACGUUCAUUGAUCAGUCCAGGUUCUCAGCAACGUGGAUAUUUAUCGCAACUUGGAACAAAGUGCCCUUUUUUGGAGCUGUUAAUCAUGACGCCUUGAAUAUCACGAAUACGUUUCAAACCGUUCUCGUGACCAACGGCAGGCAUUCCUAUGCCAUAUUCAAUUACGAGGAAAUCAACUGGACAACUGGAACAGCGAGCGGUGGCAACAACAUUGGGCUACAAGGAACACCUGCUCAAGUUGGUUUCAAUGCUGGCGAUGGCUUCACUUUCUACGUUGUUCCCGAAUCCAGAACGAACGCCAUCGUUGACAUUGACGAAGAUUCGAAUAUCGGUUUUAGAGGGCGCUUUCUCUUCCGCAUUGACAGCAGCGAAAUCGUUAACUCUGGUUGCAACUCAGGAGGAACGCUAGCUGUUUUCCCCUUUUCUGGCUCGAUGCUCGGCGGAGAUGUUAUCCACUUAUCAGGGCCUUGUCUAGAUGCAUCCUCAUCUAUCGUGUGCCGCUUUGCCAGCGUCGAAGUACCUGGAGAGGUAGUAUCUAACACAACGGUCAGAUGUGUCAGUCCACAAGUAUUUGAAGUCGGUCGUGUGCCACUGAAGAUGUCGAUCAAUGGCGGAGAAUUCUUCAAUUUCACCGGAGUAUUCACUUACCUGAGUCCAGAGGACACCACGCCAUUUGUCAAGAGAUUGAACGCCGCAGAAUGGAACGAGUUAAGAGCACUGACCAUCACGUGGGAUACCGAGCUACUGCAAGAGUACGUAGACGAUGUUCGGAUCUCUUUCUAUGGGUACAAAGAGAACAUAACCUCAGGGACAGUGGAUCUUCAGUUGGUAUACAGCAGCAGCCAAGUGGUACCUUACAACGUUGGUGUGUUCAGGUUCAGCCGCCCUCCUUCCCCAGAUGGAUUCAAGUACACUGUCGGUGUUGUCCGUGUUUCUCAGUACGGGGCACAAGGCCAAAAUGAGCUAGCCCUUCCCGGAAUGUGGAGCGACGUCCACAACCUCCACUGGCUCUACCCCGUUCCUGAACCUUCGGCAUGGUGCGAGGAUUGGCUAAAGGAGGCCCAGUCGGACCUGGAGUUCCUUGCAGUGACCCAGCAUUGCCCGUGCACGCUGACCCAAGCUCUGGUUGACGCAGGCAGGUUCAGCCCACAUCCCCUGUGCAACUUAGAUACCCCAUUCAGCUGUGAACUGUUCAAGCCUGGGGCUGUGCACUGCAUCAGAGCGAACACCCCCAGUGAAAUGGGAGGUGGCCAGGAGUGUUGCUAUGGCAAUAAUGGCAAUGUUCUGAACGUCUUAAGAACGCCAGGUGGUGGGUUCGCUCAGCGUAGGCAUCAUGAUGGCAGUGCACCGUAUAAGGUUGCUGGUCGUGUUCCCUAUCUGUCUCACUGGGUUUCUGAUAUUCUACCGAUGGAACACUGCUGCGUGUAUUCUGAAGAAUCCUGUCAGUUAUAUAAAUCUGUGCGACCUUCUCAGACCUGCCAGGGCUACACACCACUUCGCCCCGCAAUUACAGCAGGCGAUCCUCACCUGGUUACUCUCGAUGGUGUUGAGUACACAUUCAAUGGUGUGGGCGAAUACACCAUGUUGGAAACCUGCAAUGGUUCGUUUGUUAUGCAGGCAAGAAUGGCAGUCCUGCAAGGUGUACCGGCAACUGUCCUCACUGCUCUGGCAGCCCAUGACGCUGGUACGUCCGAUCAAAUCCAGGUUGAGGUGAGCGAUCGACGCGGUAUGGAUGUGUGGUACCGCCCCGAGGGCAACGGUAGUGAGUGGUCCAUGCUGGAUUUCGAGGAGACGCAGGUCAGGCGGGUGGAACUUGAGGGCGCGACGGUGUUCUGUCAUGAGGUCAACAACUCGGGCGUUAUGGCUAAGAACAUUCUCAUAAACUUCCGAUGUGGAGUGUCCUUAGUAGUGUCUACCACAUCCGGGUUGCUCAACGUGUUCACCACGCUGCAGGAGGAACUGAAGGGGCGAACCAGAGGACUGUACGGCAACUGGAAUGGAGACAAGAAUGAUGACUUUGAGAGACCCAACGGCACGGUGCUUCCGAUCAGUGCGACAAUGCAAGAUGUACACUACGGAUUCGGUCAAGCGUGGCAAAUCAAGCCUGAGGAUUCCCUCUUCAGAUAUCCCAGAGGUAAAGGUCCUACGGAUUACAGCGAUGAGACCUUCACGCCUGUCUUCCUUCCACCUGAAACUGCCAUCACCGAAGAAGCACGCGAAAUCUGUGGCAACAUAUCACAGUGCAUUUUCGAUUUGGCAGUGACCGGUGACAGUGACAUCGCCCGAGCAAGUGGGAGUACAGUUUCCCGCUAUAAAGCUGCAGUGGAGAGUGCAUCCCUAGUAACCUGUGGCUCCGUGAGCGAACCAGCGAACGGCAGGAAGGAAGUGUCCCGUAGCAAUGUUGGCGGAGUGGCCAACUUUACUUGUGAUGAUGGAUACACCUUGCAAGGAGAAAGUGAACUCAUGUGCCAGAAGAACGGCACGUGGAGCGCGGAUGUGCCCGUCUGUGCACCAGUGAUCUGUAGCAGUCUUGAUGUACCUCCGAACGGCGCAAAGGAAGUGUCUCGCAGCACUCUCGGCGGAGUGGCCAGUUUCACCUGUGAUGAUGGGUACACCUUGCGAGGAGAGAGUGAGCUUACGUGCCAGGAGACCGGCACGUGGAGUGGGGAAGUCCCAACUUGUGAAGCAUCAGUAGGUUUGCAGGCUUGGCAAAUCGUCCUCAUUGUUCUGGGAUGUUGCGUUUUGCUGGUUACAGUUGUUGUGGUUGUCAAAGUCAUCUUGUUGCAAAGAGCAAGGAAAUGAGUGUCCACUGUUCUUACAAGCAUCAACCGAAAUGUGUUUUCAUGUGACUGAAUGCAGAGCUGAUGAUGGAUUUGGAAUUUCUUUGGAUCACAAUUUUACUCUGAUUUUAGCUGCUUACGCUGAACAAAUUUGUAGUAGAAAUAUAUUUUUCCCAAAGUGAUAACAGCAGCAGUUACUUCUUUAAGAGCAAUGUCAUUAUUAUUUACUUUCAGUAUAAUCUUUGCAUACAAAAAGUCGUUCUUUGCAUUGUAUUUACUGGGGAUCAUCUCAAAUUUCGGAGCUGGGCUUUCCUGUGGACCAAUCCAUCGGACUGUUCCGGCGAAGCUCCUCUGAAAAGGUCUAUGUGCCCCUCGGAACGUUGACCGUGCCGUAGGACCAUUCCAGUGUUUUGUUAAGCACUUAUACACCCGUUGGGACGUUACGCUGGGAACCAGAAGGGUCAAGAUGGAAACAUCUUUAAAUUGGUAUCAAGCGCCCAUUCGAAAAAAUGUCUUAAUUCCUUGACUUGCGUCGAAGAAGAAGCCUUAUUACGCUCUGUAAUAUCUUUUGAUAACAAAUUGCAAUUCAGUAGAGGUAAACCAUAAAACGAGUUUUUGGUAUCUGUAAACAAAAUGUUCGUUUAGAUUGUCUCAAUAUAAAGUGACAGGGAAAAAAAGGAAAUGUCUAUUUUUAUAGGUGUGGGUGUCUAUGUUAAGAGUAGCGUAUAGGCACCAUGUGCAUCAAAAUGCAAAUGUAGCAUGCGUAGAGCAGAGACACAUGCUGACCCACGUUGACGACAACCAGCUUGGUUGUAAAGUAAAAUAAUCAACAAAAGUUGGACCCUUCCUCUUUUUCAAGAUAAUACGGAAUUUACUAAUUUAUGAAUAUCAGUAACACAUUUUUAUCACAAGACAUUUGUUUUAAAUUUAUUUGAAUUAACUACUCAAGAUGUUCCUUUGUAACUGGAAGAAAUAGUUCGUUUCGUUGUAAUUUUCAACUGGAUGUGGUUUGCCAAGGUGUUUCUAAGUGUCUUUUCAUUUUAACGAUUUGAAAAAAAUUAUACAAUUUCAUCAGAAUAAUAGAUUAAAUAUUUCAUAAAGCAAUGUAAAAAUUGCAAGCGAAGCCUUUGCUUCCCGUCGCCCAACUGAAUAUGAUUACAUCAGAAUAAGAAUUGUAACCAGCGUUUACGUUUGCUAGUUAAUGUAACUUACCAAUGGUAAAUAUAAUUAAGACGUAUAGAGACAAAUGCUCCAUUGUUAGUCACAGAAUUGGGGAAUCAUUAGCGUUUGCUAAGAAUGGGAAAACAUCAGGGUCUGUAUCUCUGACUAUAUUUGACUGUUGUAAGUAUACAAUGACUCACUCAAAGCAAAAUGCUGAAAAGCAGUGCUGGAGUUGGUUUAAACAAAGCGAGAAAGCUGGACUUCGCCCAUCCAUUGAAUACAGGCGGCGAAAAUAAAAUGAUAGGAAGCUUAACAAACACGUAGAAUUAAAAUUCCAU
Messenger RNA from Acanthaster planci (crown-of-thorns starfish), 5165 nucleotides. RefSeq names its product sushi domain-containing protein 2-like. The record is from RefSeq and is a predicted model, not a curated record. NCBI's taxonomy places the organism in Eukaryota, Metazoa, Echinodermata, Asteroidea, Valvatida, Acanthasteridae. Gene Ontology annotation, biological process: cell-matrix adhesion.